UGAAUAUUCAGUUUCGUCUCGUCUCUCAAACCGUCACCAUGUCUUGUACAUUUUUUCUUACCAUUUUAUCAAUUAUUCUAGGAGUUGAAAGCAAAGUGUGCAAAUCGGUGGAUGUUAGAAAUACUCCUAGUCACAUUUCCGAAUUUAGUGAUUGUCGAGUAAUAGACGGUGCCUUGCAAAUUGUUCUUAUGGAAAAUUUUGAUGCUACUGAUUAUAUUAACAUCAGUUUUGCUAAACUGGUUGAGAUUACUGAGUAUUUGCUUAUUUAUCGAGUGAUGGGUUUGACAUCAUUAGAUUUAAUAUUUCCGAAGCUUGUCAGUAUUAAGGGGAGUUCAUUGUUUCUUGGACAUUCUCUUGUGGUCUAUGACUUGCCAAAUCUAGAGGAGAUUGGGUUACAAAAGUUACAAAGCAUUGACAAUGGAAAUGUAAAAAUUGCCAACUGUCCUCAGCUUUGCUACGUAAACACUGUUAAUUGGACCGCCUUGGGAGUUCCAGUUGUCCAUUACAACGAAACUGCAACUUGCAAUGAAGAGAACUGUCCAACUGAGUGCAGGGGGUUUUGUUGGAACUCUUACACCUGCCAAAAAACGUCUAAAACAAAGUGUGACUCUUCUUGCAUUGGCUGCACUCAAGACUACUCCCCGAAUCAUUGCCUUGAAUGCAAAUAUUUUAACAAUAGUGGCACUUGUCUUGAAAAUUGUCCCGAAAACAAAAUCGUUGAUAAUUAUUCUGGAAAAUGCAUCGAACCACAAAACUGUAUUUCUAAAAACGGUUCUUGGACAACUUUCAGAAACAUGUGUGUUCCAGAAUCACCCAAAAACGCCGACUCUAGAAAUUCGUCGAAAAAAAUAUGUGAAGGCAUGAAGAUUGUCAAUCAUUUUGAGCUCGAACAAAUGGUUAAUUGUACCCACAUUAACGGUUCUUUAGAACUGUCCCUUGUGGGAAGCGUAAGCCUCAGUGACUUGGAACGAACUUUGGGAAAAAUCGUUUCAAUUUCAAAAUAUUUGAAAAUAACGCGGUCACAUAAACUCACAUCGUUACAAUUUUUCGACAAGUUGAGGACAAUCAAAGGCGACCAGUUGUGGAGCAGGUACUACUCCUUCUACGUGACGAAAAAUCAGAAUUUGCAACAAUUAUUCGGCGGAAAAUUCAAGCUCAAUAUAAAGAACGGGACGGUAAUAUUUCAAGACAAUCCGCAUCUUUGUCCGUAUUAUGUCGACAAGUUUUUCGAUGUUACAAAAAUUGCCAGUAAACAUAAGCCCUUCAAAUUUAAAAACGGGCAUCAAGCGGCCUGCAUUACUAAAGACAUGACUGUUUCCAUCGAAUCAGUUAAUUCGACCAAUAUUACACUGUCAUGGAAGAAAGAAGGUAACAGGACAAUCCUUGGUUACACCAUUUAUUACACUUACACGUUCGGUAACGUUGAUUUUUUGAAAAUGAAAGACGAAGUUGGUGAGGUUGAUGGAGACUCUUGGUUGAGUGUUUUCGUCACAAACGCUUCCGUAACACUUAAAAAUUUGUACGCGUUCUCUAAUUACACCUAUUACAUCAAGACGCAUUUCUUGUCAUCGUUUGAAAAUGUACAGACACCGGUGUACUACUUUGCUACGCCUCCGGGAGACCCAACCGAACCCAGAGAACUGGAAGCGGAGGCCAAAAGCGACACGAUGAUCGAACUGAUUUGGAAAAUUCCAAACUACAUUAACGGCGAACUGUCUUACUACAAACUGGCAAUUUACGUGCAGAAAGAUUACGCGCCAAUGAUCCUCCAGAGGAAUUACUGCCGGCACCCGUUUGUCGAGACUGGCUGUACUUGCAUGAAAAAAGACAUAUUACAGAUGUUUCUCCACCAAAACGUGUGCAUAGGCCAGGAUGGGGAUCACUAUUGCAAUGACAAAACCGUCUACACCGUUGACGAAACCCCCAAAAGUGAGCCUCCGAAGAGUUUUAGGAUCCACAAGAGAUCUGUUACUUUCAACAGUACGAUUAAGGACGGUCAAGAAUUUAUCCUCAACGCGACGGAUAAUUACACAGUGACUUUGCCAGUUUAUGGUCUAGAACACUUCACGAUGUAUACUUUUUACGUGAGGGCUUGUAACAGUAAGGUGUCUGAAAAUGAUACCGAACACUGUGGGGGCCCAGAAAUGGUGUCCGAAAGGACCCUGAAGAAAAAUAGUGCUGAUAUUGUCUCUUCUCUGAGUAUUCAAGUCAACAAAAGCGAAGCAAACAUCAGCUGGACACAACCAGAAUUUGCCAAUUCGGUUAUUUUAGCUUAUAAUGUUGAAUACAGUAAAAACUCUGACACUGUUUCGGUUCUUACGUGUAUCACGAGCAAACAAUUUGAUAAUCAAGGGUUUUUAAUACUGAAAGUAUCACCCGGGAAGUAUUCGGCCCGUGUCCGGGCCCUUUCUUUGGCCGGUUACGCUCAAUAUAGCACUUGGAAUUAUUUUGAAAUUUUAGGGAAUAAUACUCACACUACUAAUAAUACGCAUAAUACGAAUAAUAUCAAGCAUAACAGUUACAAUAUCUGGGUGAUCACGCUUUUAAUUUUCUUUGCUGUUGUCAUUGUUUUUGUGAUUGGACUUGUGAUUUAUCGUCGGUAUAAGUUAGCACAAAGUGUUGAUUCUGAUCGUUUGGUGCUUGGAGAUCACGGUAUCGGGAUGGACGAUAACGAGUGGGUUCUUGACCGGGAAACUGUUGAAAUUAUCAGAGACUUGGAGCGGAAUUCAGUCGGAAUGUUGUAUCGCAAUAAAGUGGACUAAUUUAUUUUAUUUGAAAUUAUUACAAAAUUGUGUUAACUAUAGACAUCUGCAGUCGGGGCUGGAAGUUCAAAACUGGGGUUGUCGUAGUGGCACCCCAGCGGGUCCUGCCGAGCUUUCACGUUCUGUUCCGGGAGUAUCCAAGAGGUGGCGUCGUUAUGAAAGCUCUCGCUUGAAAUUGUCCCAACUUUUGUCAACUUUAGAAUAAGUCCUGCAAAUUGUAUUGUAACAACAAUGAAUAAAAAUUAUUGAAAUUGUUA
Tribolium castaneum (red flour beetle) is the source of this 3019-nucleotide messenger RNA. RefSeq names its product insulin-like receptor. Gene Ontology annotation, cellular component: plasma membrane; cell wall. The record is from RefSeq and is a predicted model, not a curated record. The transcript is spliced from 4 exons. Bases 39 to 2762 code for a protein of 907 amino acids. Gene Ontology annotation, molecular function: protein binding. NCBI's taxonomy places the organism in Eukaryota, Metazoa, Arthropoda, Insecta, Coleoptera, Tenebrionidae.